GUUCUCUUGUGCUCUGGCUCUAGUCCACUCUUCUCUGGGCUCUUGAGAAGAGCGGCUGCAGGCAUAUGCAGAGUGAAUGAGCUCUGACUGAGACUUGACUUCAGAAUCACUGGGCUGCCCUGGCCUCUUGACACAGCAACACACUGCUUCUUGCCUUCCAGGGAUGGCUCUGAGCUCUCGGGCGCGUGCCUUCUCCGUGGAAGCCUUGGUGGGGAGACCCAGCAAAAGAAAAUUCCAGGACCCAAUACAGGAGGAGCAGCCUGAGCUGCAGGAGAAAAAGGGCGGAGAGGAAGAGGAGGAGAGAAGGAGCAGCGCUGCAGGGAAGAGCGAGCCGCUUGGUAAGUACUCCCAUUGCCCUGAGCCAGUUGCCUGAGCUUACUGGUUCCGCAUCUCUCCGCCUGGCUCGCGUCCCGACGCAGCCAGAGCCACAUUAGGAGCCGCGGGACACCUCGACCACCUGGUGAAGGGGAAGUUUCAGCGCCUCCGAAUCCUUCCCGGAAUACAGCAGUUUCUUUGCGGUAAAGGGGAGGGUCCCUACAUGAUUGUGAAAAAAACAACCUAAGACAGAGUCCUCAACAACUGCUUCCUCUGGCUGCGGCAGCGACAGCGGCGAUGGCAACAGCUCUGAAAGUCUGGAAGAGAAAGAUAUUCAAAUGGAGCUUCAAGGAUCUGAACUGUGGAAGAGAUUCCAUGACAUCGGGACUGAGAUGAUCAUUACUAAAGCGGGCAGGCGGAUGUUCCCCUCUGUUCGGGUCAAAGUGAAAGGGUUGGAUCCAGGGAAGCAGUACUAUGUGGCCAUCGAUGUGGUGCCAGUGGAUUCCAAACGCUAUAGGUAUGUGUAUCACAGCUCACAGUGGAUGGUAGCCGGGAAUACGGAUCAUCUGUGCAUCAUUCCUAGAUUCUAUGUUCACCCGGACUCACCCUGCUCAGGAGAGACCUGGAUGCGGCAGAUCAUCAGCUUUGAUCGCAUGAAACUCACCAACAAUGAGAUGGAUGACAAAGGCCAUAUUAUUCUGCAAUCCAUGCAUAAGUACAAACCCCGAGUGCACGUGAUAGAGCAAGACAGCAGUGUUGACUUGUCCCAGCUUCAGUCCUUGCCCACUGAAGGGGUUAAAACAUUCUCCUUUAAAGAAACUGAGUUCACCACAGUAACGGCUUACCAAAACCAACAGAUUACGAAACUAAAAAUAGAAAGAAAUCCUUUUGCUAAAGGAUUUAGAGAUACUGGAAGAAACAGGGGUGUAUUGGAUGGGCUUUUAGAGACCUACCCAUGGAGGCCUUCUUUCACUCUCGAUUUUAAAACGUUUGGCGCAGACACACAAAGUGGAAGCAGUGGCUCAUCUCCAGUGACCUCUAGUGGAGGGGCCCCCUCUCCUUUGAACUUACUUUCUCCACCUUGCUUUUCACCUAUGUUUCAUUUACCUACAAGUUCCCUUGGAAUGCCCUGUCCAGAGGCAUACCUGCACAAUGUCAACCUGCCUCUUUGCUGCAAGAUUUGUCCAACUAAUUUUUGGCAACAGCAACCUCUUGUUUUACCGGCUCCUGAAAGACUAGCAAGCAGCAACAGUUCUCAGUCUUUAGCCCCACUCAUGAUGGAAGUGCCUAUGUUAUCUUCCCUGGGGGUCACCAAUUCAAAAAGUGGUUCAUCUGAAGACUCCGGUGAUCAGUAUCUACAAGCACCUGAUUCUACCAGUCAAAUGUUGUAUGGAUUACAGGCACCUGGAAAUAUUUUGCUGCCAAACUCCAUCACCCAAGAAGCACUUAGUUGCUCCUUUCAUCCUUCCUAUGGCUUUUAUAGAUACAAUUUCUCUAUGCCGUCUAGACUGAUAAAUGGUUCCAACCAUCUUAAAGUGAAUGACGACAGUCAAGUUUCUUUUAGAGAAGGCAAAUGUAAUCAUAUUCAUUGGUAUCCAGCAAUUAACCAUUACCUUUAGUAAAACAAUAGCAUUUCUAGAACAAUUACAUGAAAACAAAUAUUUUCUUUAUUUGUAGCCAAAGAAAUUUCAACAGUUAUUGGUCUUGAAAAGCAUCAUUACAAUAAGUAUUUCUUUGUUAUGCAUUUAAAGAUUUAAAGUGCCUUAUCAAUAUUCACGAAGAGCUGUUUAUAAUGUCAAGUGCAACGUAUAGGAAUCUCUGAUUACAGUGGCCUUGAGCUUCAAAAUGAGCUAUGCAAUAAAUAUUAUUUGAUGAUACUCCACCACUGAAAAUUGAUGCUAAGCGAUGGGAUUUUCAAUUAUAGUGAAGCUAGUUCACCAUGAUAACUGCAUUUUACACAUUGACAAUGACAAAAAGAAGAUGGAUGUAACUCAUGCAAGCAGUGAAGCAAUUUCAGUUUUAACAAUGAAGAUUGGCUUUAGUGUCAUUAUCUAGUAGUUGUAGAAAAAAAUUUAAUUAUUUGUUUGCCUUAUGCCUUUAUACUUUGCUGUUGAAGAAACUGCUAAUCUCAAUUUAAGAUACAAAUAAGGACACAAACUUUCAAGUAUUAUAUUUUAUUUAUCUUUGUAGCCUAAAGACCAUUUGAUCUAGAAGGAACACAAAGAUCAAAUGAAAAGUAAAACACUCUAAUAAAUUUGCUUUUAUUUUCUUUUA
This is a messenger RNA of Macaca mulatta (Rhesus monkey), 2589 nucleotides long. Lineage: Eukaryota; Metazoa; Chordata; Mammalia; Primates; Cercopithecidae. The record is from RefSeq and is a predicted model, not a curated record.